AGAGAGAGAGAGAGAAUAGGUGGCUACAUCAUUCCGGAUGGAUGGCUGCCUCCGGAUCAGCAGCGGAAGGAGGAGGAGGAGGAGAUGAGCUCGAGCCCAGAGGAAGGCGGCUCACUCGCCUCGGCUCCCCGCACAGAAGAGCCUCAUCCUCAGCUUGAGGUUGUGAGGACUUACCACUGGAAUUUUGGAACCAUGGAUAAAAGAUCAUCCUACUAGUGUGGUGACUUUGUAAAAAUCAAGUACUUUUUUGAAAAUGAUCUAAGCAUCCUGACCCCAUUCAACAGAAUAUCUGGAAUGAAAUAAAAAUGGCUAGCCUGUGCUGUGCAAUGAUAACGUGACCACAAAAUGCUUGUAAGCCAGCCAGUCCUUUUCUUUAGUCUAGGUUAGUGAACCAUCCGAGACUUGCUCCCACACAUGUACGCCAUUUGCCAUGAAUCUGGCCGUGAAGCUGCGGAGGAAUCUGAGGAGGCUGGUUAUCCUCCUCGCCACCUUCUGCAUGGUCAGUGUCAUAAUCUCUGCCUACUAUCUCUACACGGGGUCUGCCCAGGAACUGGAUCUGACAGACCAUGGUGUUGGCCCAGACUGUGCUGAACUGCGGGUGCUACCUUUCCGACCAGCAGAGCUGCGAAUUCCUAAACCCAUGGACCCAUCGCGGAAGGACCCUGUAGUGUUGGUGUUUGUGGAGAGCCAGUACUCCCAGCUGGGGCAGGAUAUUAUUGCCAUCCUAGAGUCUAACCAGUUUCGCUACCAAGCUGAGAUUGCACCAGGGAAAGGGGACAUCCCUCCACUGACCCAUAAGGGUCGUGGGCAAUAUGCACUGGUCAUCUAUGAGAAUGUACUCAAGUAUGUGGGUAUGGACGCCUGGAACCGUGACCUUCUAGACAAGUAUUGCGUUGAGUACAGUGUUGGACUUGUUGCCUUUCACCGUGCUAGUGAGAACUCUCAGCCUACCAUGACCCUCAAGGGCUUCCCCCUAACCUUACAAACCAAUAUACCCCUGUGUGACUGCUGUGUUAACCCGCGCUCACCACUGCUUUAUGUCACCCGAGCGGAAGUGGAUAGAGGGCCACUUCCAGGUGAUGACUGGACCGUAUUCCAGUCCAACCACUCCACAUAUGAACCAGUGCUACUCGCCAGAUCACGACUUAGUGCGGAUGAUGCCAAUGGAAGGAUGGUCACUGGGCUCCAGGCCACCGUGGUUCAGGACUUGGGGCUCUAUGAUGGAGUCCAGAGGGUUCUGUUUGGGCAAGGCCUUGGUUACUGGCUGCACCGACUCAUACUGGUGGAUGCAAUUGCAUACCUCACUGGCAAGAAACUGUCACGCUCAUUGGAACGGUACAUCCUGGUGGACAUUGAUGACAUCUUUGUAGGAAAGAAAGGGACAAGGAUGAAAGUGGACGAUGUGAAGGCUCUUCUUGAGACCCAGAACAUUCUGCGAACUCAAAUCUCAAACUUUACCUUCAAUUUGGGAUUCUCUGGAAAAUUUUUCCACACUGGUACUCAGGAGGAAAACGACGGUGAUGAUCUCCUGCUGAAGUACGUCAACGAGUUCUGGUGGUUUCCUCACAUGUGGAGUCACAUGCAGCCUCAUCUCUUUCACAACGAAUCAUCGCUGAUGGAGCAGAUGAUCCUCAACAAGGACUUUGCACUGGAACACGGUAUUCCUGUAGACAUGGGCUAUGCUGUAGCGCCUCAUCACUCUGGUGUGUAUCCCGUGCACAUGCAGCUGUAUGAAGCGUGGAAGAGGGCGUGGGGCAUCCGAGUGACCAGCACAGAGGAAUAUCCUCACCUGAAACCUGCACGAUACCGCAAGGGCUUCAUCCACAACCACAUCAUGGUGCUGCCACGUCAGACCUGUGGCUUAUUCACACACACCAUCUUCUACAAGGAAUAUCCUGGAGGCCCAAAAGAGCUAGACAAGAGCAUUAAAGGAGGAGAGCUUUUCUUGACUGUCCUACUGAACCCUAUCAGUAUCUUCAUGACUCAUCUGUCUAACUAUGGGAACGAUCGAUUGGGUCUGUACACUUUUGUGAACCUGGCCAACUUCCUGAAGUGCUGGACCAAUCUGAGACUGCACACACUCCCGCCUCUGCAGCUCGCACACCACUACUUUACCUUAUUCCCUGAGCAGAGAAACCCACUCUGGCAGAACCCAUGUGAUGACAAAAGACACAAGGAUAUCUGGUCUAAAGAGAAGACUUGUGACAGGCUCCCCAAAUUUAUGGUGGUUGGACCUCAGAAAACUGGCACCACGGCACUCUACCUCUUCCUCCUUAUGCAUCCGUCCAUCUCCAGCAGUUUCCCCAGCUCUAAAACCUUCGAAGAGGUGCAGUUCUUCAACACCAACAACUACCACAAAGGCAUCGACUGGUACAUGGAGUUUUUUCCGGUCCCAUCAAACAUCAGUACAGAUUUCCUGUUUGAGAAAAGCGCUAGUUACUUCCCGUCAGAGGAGACACCCAAACGAGCCGCCGCCCUGCUGCCCAAAGCCAAAAUCCUCACCCUGCUCAUCAAUCCAUCUGACAGAGCCUACAGCUGGUACCAGCAUCAGAGGGCCCACGAGGACCGGGCAGCGCUUCGUUACAGCUUCUACGAGGUGAUUUCAGCUAAUCAGCACGCUCCAUCAGACUUACGAUCCCUGCAGAACCGCUGCCUCGUUCCCGGUCUGUACGCCACACACCUGGAGAGAUGGCUCACCUACUACCCACCUGCCCAGCUGAUGAUAAUAGAUGGGCAGCAGCUGAGGAAUGAUCCAGCAGCUGUGAUGGAUGAGGUACAGAAGUUCCUGGGUGUCUCUCCGUACUUUAACUACUCGCAGGCACUCACAUUCGAUCCUCAGAAGGGUUUUUGGUGUCAGGUGUUGGAUGGAGGCAGAACUAAGUGUUUGGGCAAAAGCAAAGGUCGCAAAUAUCCUCCUAUGGAUGCUGAGAGCAGCACAAACUGGCUAUAACUGUGUGGCAGCGGGGGCGUGGUCAAGCAUCAGUCUGUGAAUGGAGGGCGGAGUUAGGGAAGGUAAGUGGCAGAAUCACUACACCUGAUGGAAAUUAACCUGUGUUUGUGUGUCUUCCCCAGUGACCGCGCCCUAUAAAGAGGAGAGGGAGAGCAGAGGAAGAGAGCUCUCCCCCAACCUGGACGCUUGUGUGCAGGCGUGUGUGUAUGUGAGGGAGUGAAUAUAAAAGCUGAAAAGCUAAAAUAAAAGAGUUUUUGAGAACUCAGUUCUGGCCUGCCGUGCUUCUGUGCUCCACCCACCUCGAACUCUUGCUACAAACUGCAACAGAAAGAGGAGUGGAAGGCCCUGAUGCACAGCUGUACAAGAGGAUAAAUUCAUUAGAGUGUGUAGUUUGAGAAACAGAUGCCUCACAGGUCCUCAACUGGCAGGUUCAUUAAAUGGGACCCACAAAAGACCAGUGUCAACAUCUACAGUGAAGAGGCGACUCUGGGAAGCUGGCCUUCUAGGGAGAGUUGGGAAGAAAAGCCCUAUCUGAGAAUGGCCAAUAGAAAGAAAAGAUUGAGAUGGGCAAAACAACACAGACACUCGACACAGGAAGAUUGGAAAAAAGUGUUAUGGACCGACCAAUCCAAGUUUGAGGUGUUCGGAUCACAAAGAACAUUAUUCAUGAGACGCAGACCAAAUGAAAAGAUGCUGCAGAAGUGCUUGACACCAUCUCUCAAGCAUGGGGGAGGCAAUGUGAUGGUCUGGGGCUGCUUUGGUGGUGGUAAAGUGGGAGAUUUGUACAGGCCCCUUCUUCAAGGGACCUUGAAGAAGGAAGGCUAUCGCUCCAUUUUGCAACACCAUGUUAUACCCUGUGGACAGUGCUUGAUAGGAAGCAAUUUUGUCCUACAACAGGACAAUGACCCAAAGCACACCUCCAAACUAUACAUCCAUCCAUCCAAUAUCCGUAACCACUUAUCCUGUACAGGGUCGCAGGCAAGCUGAAGCCUAUCCCCGCUGACUAUGGGCAAGAGGUGGGGUACACCCUGUACAAGUCGUCAGGUCAUUGCAGGGCAGACACAUAGAGACAAACAACAAUUCACACUCAGAUUCACACCUAACCACUGCACCACCAUGCCACCCCUCCAAACUAUGCAAGGACUAUUUAGAAAAGCAGCGGACAGCUGACAUUCUGUCUAUAAUGGAGUGGCCAGCACAGUCACCAGAUCUGAACCCUAUUGAGCUGUUAUGGAAGCAGCUUGACUGAAUAGUACGUAAGAAGUGCCCAUCAAGCCAAUCCAACUUGUGGGAGGUGCUCCAGAAGCAUGGGGUGAAAUCUCGUCAGAUUACCUCAACAAAUUGACAUCUAGAAUGCCCAAGG
Messenger RNA from Neoarius graeffei (lesser salmon catfish), 4313 nucleotides. It is a transcript of the gene ndst3, whose product is annotated as N-deacetylase/N-sulfotransferase (heparan glucosaminyl) 3. Lineage: Eukaryota; Metazoa; Chordata; Actinopteri; Siluriformes; Ariidae. Bases 431 to 2950 code for a protein of 839 amino acids. Gene Ontology annotation, molecular function: heparan sulfate N-sulfotransferase activity; deacetylase activity. The record is from RefSeq and is a predicted model, not a curated record. The transcript has 14 exons. Gene Ontology annotation, cellular component: Golgi apparatus.